AUGUUCUCAACUCUAGCUUUAUGCUCCCUAAGCAUUCUCUCCACCUUUACCACCACAGCAGCUCUCCAGUUUCCCCCGGUAGACCUGGGCUACGCAACACACGUCCCAACAUAUAUUAACACCACUGAAUCGGGUACUCGAAUCGGUCUGUACAACAACAUCCGCUUUGCCCAACAACCUACUAGUUCCCUGCGGUUCCGAAAACCACAUACCCCCCCGCCGUCCCAACACGGUAUCCAAGAUGGCAGGGAUAGGCUGUUCUCUAGCGACUGUGUCAGUGCGGCGCCGCCGCAGGUUCUAUUCCCAACAAUAAAUGGCUCCGCAUGGGGACAGGAAGAUUGCCUCUUCUUAAACGUGUGGGUGCCGGAGGGCGUUCGGCCAGGGGAUAAUGUACCGGUGAUUCACUGGUUGCAUGGAAGUGCGUAUGCGUUUGGAAGUAAAGAUCUGUUUAAUGCGAUGGGGUUGAUGGAUUUAAUUAAGAGGAGGGAGGAUCGGUUUAUUUUUGUGGCGAGCAAUUACUCCCCAGAUCCCGAUGUUCAGGAUCUAAAUGGACAGACUGAGGAGACAGCCCACAGUGGCGUGAAUAGAGAGCCCUGUCUUUCGUAUCAGGAUGGUAGGGAUGGUUCGAAUUCACCUACAGAGGACCACACGACCAAUACCUGGGAGCACAAUGUCUGUGAGGUACGGAACCCAGAACAUCCUCGCCUGCGGCCUCUGCAGAAGUAUGUUGAGUUUUCACAUGUUGAGAUACGCAAUCCCGCAAGAGAAAUAGGGUGUAUAGUUGACGCUAUCGAGGAAAUGUCCAGCGGGAAAGCUAAAUGCAAUAACAACGCGGUGUUAGCCGGUGGGCCGUGGUGCUUGGAGGGCACAACUUUGUCUGCCGAUAUCCGGGAGGUCGAGCGAACACCUGUCUUUGUGGGAUAUUCUACCUUUCGAGUACUGGAUGGCCAACUUUUCCAAUCUAUUACGCUGGCCCAGGGCCACGUUAGACUCCCGUCUGCAAGGAAGCCCAGCAACCCACCCCGCAAAGCAAAAAAACGACAAGGCGGCGAUACGAAAAGGGCAAGAAAGGCCUGUCAGGCGCUACCUGCUGCCACCAACCAUGGUAGCCUUUCACAUGAGCAGAAACAGGGGCUUGUGCGCCUGAGAGAAGAAGGACUUACGUGGAACGAAAUUGCCAGCAGGUUUCCUGGUAGGAAAAAGGGUACACUCCAGGCUGCUUAUUAUAGUUGGGUAAAGAGCACCCACGGUCUAAGCACUCAACUUCUUCACCACAACGGGCGCCGUCCGGCAGCUUCAGAUAAGCAAUCAUGCAGGGCGACUGAACAGACCACUCUCUCCGUCCGUUCCUGGAAUCCACCGAAGAGAGUAGUCAAAAACCCGCGAUACUCUUUUCGACCGAGAUGUAUUCCAUGA
Molecule: messenger RNA, 1416 nt
Organism: Aspergillus tanneri
Lineage: Eukaryota; Fungi; Ascomycota; Eurotiomycetes; Eurotiales; Aspergillaceae
Exons: 2
Coding region: 1-1416 (471 amino acids)
Source: RefSeq, a predicted model, not a curated record